AGAGAAUUGUCAGAUAAAGCAUAAAACUGACACAUACUUACAUCUAAUCCACCCUCACACCAUCCACAAACAAACCUAAACAUGAAGGUCCCAAAUAUGAAUUAACAAACACAAACAAGAAAAAGACAAGAACAUAAUAAAGAAACAGAAAAGAGUUUUAAAUGGUAUGAUUAAUUAUGAGUCACAACAGAUGCAUAUUUACAUUCUCCUCCAUCUGCAUACUACAAACAGGACAGCUGUGAUUAAGCAGAAUAAUGUGUUAUUUUUUGAAACACUUAAAAUACAAAGUGAAGAAGUAAAAUGACCGUCCAAACUUUGCAGUUUACAGCUACAUGGAGAGAAUUCUUUAAAAAAUCAUAAAGAAAAAUCAGGCGAAACCAGACAUCUGACACCAAAACACCAAAGCUCAUGUAUGUUAAGCUAUGUGCAUGCCAGUUCUUAGGUACAAGGACCCAGCAGAAACAGAAACAAACAGCUCUCUCAUCUUGAGGCCUUCUCUUUCUGCCCUCCCACUUCCUCCCUCUAAGCCAUGUGCUGCUGUAGGAGGUGCUGGGAGGUGAUUUUACCUCAGCAUGUGUGUGUGUGUGUGUGUACACAUGUAUGUACGAAAAGAGAUUGAGAAAAGAUCACAGGCAAAUGCAGAGAGUAUCGUGAUGGGUUGAUCUUCGGAAAGCAUCUUACCAAAAAACCCGGAGAACAUGGAGGCGAAAAAGGUCCUCCAUUUUGUGCCAUCUGAUGCUCCAUCGACCGGGAGGUCCAAGAAUGGCUAUGUUUUCCAAGAGAUGGAACUGAAGGAUGGAGAACAGGAUGAUUGUGGGCAAGGUCCACCUGUCACUCACAAGGACCAAAUCUAUGACAACCAGAUCCAGAUCAGUGUUUCAGAUCCUGACUUUGCUGGGUGUGGGCUUUUAAACACAACAAGAAAAUAUGUGAAGCCAAUGAACUUCCAGGAGGAAGUGCGAGCCCACAGAGACCUGGACAGCUUCCUGGCCCAGGCAAGCAUCCUUUUGGAUGAGAAAGCUGCCACACUGGACGAAGUCCUGAGGCGAAUGUUAUCUCAUCUAGUGGAGGACGGCCGUGAGAGCUGCGAUGUGGAUGAGGUCAUGAACUCACUAUUCACAGACGCAGGAGGGAAGGAGUUUAAUGUUCACCUUCUGUCAGAGACCAUUCAGGGCGUGACUGCUACUCCCACUGGCAUUCGUUACCAGCAGUCCUGGCUUUGUAUUUUAUCAAACAUGAGGAGCCUGCAGAGACGUCAUGUCUGCAUCACUCGCCUGGAGAGGCCACAGAACUGGGGAGUCAACUGCUGUGAGGCUCGUUAUGUCAUCCUCAUCCUUGCCCCUCCUAGAACUAAAAGCACCAAGACGGCCAUUGAGCUCGGCAGAACAUUUGCCACUAUGUUCUCUGACAUGUCCUUCAGGCAGAAGCUUCUGGAGGCUAAGACCCAGGAGGAGUUCAAACAGGAGCUGGUCUACCAGCGACAGCAGCUCUCCGUUGUUGACGAGAAGCCGCCUGUAGAGGAAGUCGAGGACUCAGAUCCUCGUAGAGGGAAACCACUUCAGUGCAAAGAUUUCCUUAAAGCCGGCAAAGGUGUUUUUGAUGAUCUCCGUCGCAGGCUCCCCCUCUACCCCUCAGACUUCACAGAUGGCAUAACUGGGAAGGACCGCUGUCUGCUGAAGUACACUACCACUGCUAUUUUCCUCUACAUUGCCAUUCUGCUGCCUGCUAUUGCCUUUGGCUCACUGAAUGACGAAAGCACAAGAGGAGAGAUAGAUGUUCAGAAGACCAUAGUUGGCCAGAGCAUUGGAGGAGUGAUCUAUUGUUUGUUCGCUGGCUCACCACUUGUCAUUCCACUGACCACUGCACCACUGGCCAUCUUCAUAAGUGUCAUCAGGGGCAUCUGCGAUGACUACAACCUCGACUUCGAUGCUUUCUACGCCUGCAUCGGUUUAUGGAACAGUCUGUUCCUCAUCCUAGGAGGCUUGUUCAAUGUCAGUCUGCUGAUGAGACUCUUCAAACGCUCAACAGAAGAAGUCAUUGCAUUGUUCAUCUCCAUAGCAUUUGUCGGGGAUGCAGUGAAAGGCACCGUCAAAAUUUUUCAGCACUUCUACCAUGGGCCCACACUGGCGACCACAAACAGCACACUGGUGCUUCAGCAGAUUAAUGACAUUCUAGAGAAGAUGAAGAACCAGACGGGAAACCUGCACAGGGAUCAUAAUGAGACUGUGUCGCUGAUGGGACAUGGAGAAGGACAUGCGUUAGCAUACCUGCCUGAGUCUCUGGUGUUGUGCACAAGAGAGAGGCCCAUCCUCUGUCUGCUGCUCAUGUUGGGGACUCUGUGGCUGGGUUACGCCCUCUACCUCAUCAAGAGGAGCCCGUAUCUGAAUGACAGAAUCAGAGAGGUGGUGUCUGACUGUGCUUUGCCGAUCUCUGUGGUGAUAUUCUCCUUCAUUGGCUCCUACCUUUUCCUUGACAUACAGCUUCCAGUAUUCAGUGUCCACAAUGGCCCGAUCUUCAACUUCCCUCCAUUUGAAAAGCUGUCAGGAAUGAACACACUGAGUGCGGUCGGGCUGGGUUUUCUCCUAGCGUUGCUCAUUUUUAUCGACCAGAACAUUGUCAUCUCGCUCACACACGUGCCAGAACACAAGCUGCUGAAAGGCACAGCAUUUCACUGGGACUUAGUGCUGACUGGUUUCAUCAACAUCCUCAUGUCCUGUCUGGGGUUGCCAUGGAUGCACGCUGCCUUCCCACAUUCCUCCCUACACGCCCGUCAGCUGGCCAAAGUGGAACAGCACGUAGAGAAUGGACACCUCUACACGACUAUUGUCAGUGUGAAGGAGACACGUUGGACCUCGCUGGUGGCCAACAUCCUGAUCGGCCUGUCUGCAUUCAUGCUGCCCGUUCCUCUACAGUGGAUCCCCAAGCCAGUCCUCUACGGCCUCUUCCUCUACAUCGCCGCCACUUCGCUUGAUGGGAACCAGAUGGUGGACCGCAUGUGCCUGCUGCUUAAGGAACAGACGUCAUAUCCUCCCACACACUACAUCCGCCGUGUGCCUCAGAGGAAGGUCCACUAUUUCACGGGGGUGCAGAUGAUCCAGCUGAUCAUCCUCUGUGCAUUUGGGAUGUACCCUCUGCCCUACAUGAAGAUGGUCUUCCCCCUUCUGAUGAUUCUGCUGGUCCCCAUCAGGACCAGCCUGCUUCCCAAAAUUAUUGACGCCAAGUAUCUGGAUAUCAUGGACGCCCAACAUAUGUAGAACAACAAAGCAACCUUUUCUCCAGCUGGAAGGGAAACGAACUCAGAACUCACUGAUCGUGUUGUGUAACUAAAUGAAAUGCAUCUGGGCUGCAAGAUUUCGAUGCAAAUGUUCUGCUGGUGACGACAAUUUACACCCUAUUUGCUUUCUCACUGUUCAGCACACAUUUACUUUAAUACUGAUAUUCAACAUUCCCGCAUCUUCAUUGUACUGAACAAUACAAUCAUUGAGAUAUUUCCUCAGUUUUACUGUUUUUAUUUUUCUUCCGCACACACAUACACCGAUCAGUCUCAACAUUAAAACCAAUGACAGGUGAAGUCAAUAACAUUAAUCAUCUGUUUACAAUGUGAUGUUCUGUGGGGAAACCUCGGGUUCUGGUGAUCACAUGGAUGUUCUUUGACACACACCACCUAAACACUGCAGACCAAAUACCCCUCCAGCCCCAUUCCACGACUCUUCCUGGUAGCAGCAGCAGCAUCCCCCCCAGAUGGACAAUGUAUCCCAUCACAUUUCAAAAACAUUUCAGGAAUGUAUCAAGGACCACAACAACAGCCUGCACACUCCGCAGAUCGCAAAUGUGGGCUGCACCGGCUCCAUCCUCAAUGCACGAGACCCAAAGGAUCAAAUAUUCCGAUGCCAGUGACCACAGAAUCCACCCAGAGGUCCCGAGUCCCUUCACCUGCCAGGUCAGAGCAGCACAAGGGGGACCUACAAAACAUUAAGCUGCUAGUAUUAAUGUUGUAACUGAUCGGUGUACAUACACACACACACACACACACACACACACACACACAGCUCAUCUUGAGUUGGAAACUGAAAGGUACAUUAGUUAAAAUGAAUUUUCUAGUAUUUAAAAGAUAAUUGUAGCUAUUCAAUUUAAUUAAGGUAUUGUGUUGCUUAAUAGAGCCGCUUGGUCUGUGUCCUACUUAGGAAGGAGUCAUAUUGAUGAGUAAAUUAGGGAUGUGGCAGUUUCAGUGUUUUACGACCAUUAAAAUCAUUUGAGUGUGAGAUAAGGAGUUUCUAGAAUUUUUAGUAUAAAGGUAAUUGGUUCUGUGCAUUGCAUUAUUGGUAUUGAAUCAAACAAAGUAAUAAAGUGCUUUAAAGAGACACAAAUGAACACUCAUUAUACUGUGCCUCCUUAUUAUUAACACCCAAGGCAAACUACUCAACAUGCAUCACCAGUCAGUGAUAGUGUAGGUUACUGCCACUGCUCACCAAUCAUCACACACAGCACAGAAUCAGCAACAUGCCAUCCUUCACUGAGCCAAGGGGACUGACAGUUGUAAAGCUCUGAUUGUUAAUGGUGUCCAACAGAUGGCAGUAGAAGCUCAUCUUCAUGAUGGGUCGUGAUCAGUCUUGGUUGAUGAUAGAUGUGUGUACUCAUCAGUAAAAAAAAAAAAAAAAAAAAAAAAAAAAAA
Molecule: messenger RNA, 4672 nt
Organism: Scatophagus argus
Lineage: Eukaryota; Metazoa; Chordata; Actinopteri; Scatophagidae
Product: solute carrier family 4 member 11-like
Exons: 20
Coding region: 699-3254 (851 amino acids)
Biological process (GO): monoatomic ion homeostasis; monoatomic anion transport; transmembrane transport
Cellular component (GO): basolateral plasma membrane; plasma membrane
Molecular function (GO): solute:inorganic anion antiporter activity
Source: RefSeq, a predicted model, not a curated record